CACAAAGCAGCUCUCUCUGUUCACAAACAAUCCUAUUUCCUCUCUUCAUUCUAAGCCACAUACCUCAACCAAUUUGAAACCAAAAUGACCGAAAAAGCCACCUACACGCACGGCCACCACGCGAGCGUCCUCCGCAGCCACGGCCAACGCACCGCCCAAAACAGCGCCCAAUUCCUGCUUCCCCACCUCCAACCACACCACAAGAUCCUAGACAUCGGCUGCGGCCCCGGCACCAUCACCGUGGACCUAGCCGCCCACGUCCCGCAGGGCCACGUCACAGGCCUCGAGAUGGCCGGCGCCAUCCUCCCGGACGCCCGCGCGCUCGCCGCAUCCCGCAACCUCACCAACAUCGACUUCGUCGAGGGGGACGCCAACGCCCUGUCCUACGCGGACGACACCUUCGACGUCGUCUUCUGCCAUCAGGUCCUGCAGCACGUCGCUGACCCCGUCGCCGUGCUGGCCGAGAUGCGGCGCGUGUGUAAACCGGGGGGCAUUGUUGCCGCUCGGGAAGCCGAUUACUCGGCGUUCAUGUGGUACCCCGAGCUGCCGGGGUUGCGGAGGUGGCAGGAGUUGUAUGACUCUGUGGCCCGGAAGAAUGGGGGUGAGCCGAAUGCGGGGCGGUUUGUGCAUGUUUGGGCGCGGAGGGCGGGGUUCGAUGCUGGGGCGGUGGAGUGUAAGGUGAGUGCUUGGUGCUUUGCGACGCCCGAGGAGGUGAGCUGGUGGAGUGGGACGUGGAAGGAGCGGGCGGUUAAGUCGGCGUUUGCGAAGGGGGCGGUCGAGAAUGGGUUUGCGUCGGCGGAGGAGCUGGAGGGCAUUUCUGGCGUGUGGAGGGAGUGGGGCGAGGAUCAGGAUGCAUGGAUUGCGAUUCCGAGUGCGGAGGUGGUUUGUCGGAAAUAAGUCGGUUUUGCUUGUGAAUAUUUUGGGGAGGGCUUUGGAUGUACAUAGACAGAGAUAUAUACUUGUUGGCUAGGGCAUGACCCUGCUUUGGA
Molecule: messenger RNA, 989 nt
Organism: Aspergillus uvarum CBS 121591
Lineage: Eukaryota; Fungi; Ascomycota; Eurotiomycetes; Eurotiales; Aspergillaceae
Product: class I SAM-dependent methyltransferase
Exons: 1
Coding region: 85-897 (270 amino acids)
Molecular function (GO): methyltransferase activity
Source: RefSeq, a predicted model, not a curated record